AAAAUGGCGUCACCCUGACGGUUGGGUCCAUCGGGAACCUAGCAUUUGUCGUAAUGCGUUGGAGAUCUGGCAAAGUAGAUGUAACCGUAUUUUACGGCCUAUGGAAACUAUCGUCGCUACUAUUUCUGUAAAGAAUCCUUUCUCGAUGAUAUAAAGACUCUUAACAUGCGCCUUCCGUCAUCUGCGACCAUUUGGUAUAGACCGACUGGACCCGUUCCUUCGACUUCAAUCCCCAUCUGGACUCUCUCGACUCAAGACAGCAGUACUUUGCCGACUGUGGCUUGGUGUCACUUAAACAAAAUCUUUCGCCUUCCGAGUCGGUAUGGACGAGAGCGCGGCUUGCAGUCACUGCGGCGGGCCCUCUAGACAUGGAUGGGAAAGAAACAUCUGAGCCAGCAUCUCUGCUCCCAAGUAUCAUCUCUGUAAACCCACAAACGAGAGGUGCAACCAUCAUGGAAUCCAGGAUUGUGACUAGCGUUGACAUCAAGGCGGAACCAAGUACUCCUACGAUCGCGCUGGAUCCUAUCAUGACAAGUGUUGACAUAAAAGUGGAACCGAGUAGCCCUCCGCCUAUACUGCCUCUUAUCAUGACAAGUGUUGACAUCAAGGUGGAACCAAGUAGCCCUUCCCCUAUACUGCCUCCUGUUACUGUAGAUAUGCAAGGAAAAGAACUAUCAGAGCCACUAGCCCUGCUUCCAAGCACCAUCUCCCUAACCACAUUUACAAGCAGUACGGAGACUUCAGGAGAUGCAACCACUAUGGAUAGUGUCCCAAGAAUCUCCGAUGGCACUUCAGCAACUUCAGCGAGAAAGCCUGGUAGGACUGUCAGCAGGCCUGUCAGCACGUGUGAUCAGAAUAACGAACGUGGGAAUUGUUUUUCAAGCAAAGCGUCCGCAAAAGAUCACCUGCCCAAACCCUCAGGCAAGAAACCGCACGCCUGCCCCAUCUGCGGCCGCAAAUUUGCCAUGAGGUACCAACUCAAGAACCACAAUCGUAACAUCCACACUGCUGAGAUGCGGUUUGCCUGCGAGCUGUGCCCGUCCAAAUUCCGCAGGAAGAUAUCGCUGGACAGGCACAAGCAAUUACACGAAAGGGGUGUGGACCUCUGCCACUGCUUUGAGUGUGGCAAGACUUUUGAGCGGAUGACAGCACUGCAGCAGCACCUGAAGUGGCACAAGAGGGACAAGCCAUACCCGUGCCACCUGUGCCUGGCGAGAUUCACAAACAAGCACAACCUGGAGGACCAUGUGCGAACACACACGGGUGAAAAGCCGCACAAGUGCACCAUGUGCGAGAAACGCUUUGCCUGGAGGGCUGGCCUCAAAGUGCACGUACGCCGGAUACAUGGUGUAGUCGAGACUGCCGAGGCCACUCCCGAGAGCAGCGCGGAAGUUACGUUGCCGAGUACUAGUCCUUCAACUGCGCGGUCUCCAGGCCCUCUAAAUAUGGAUGGAAAAGAAACCUGUGAGCCAGCAACCCUGAUGCCAAGGGUCAUCUCCGUAACUCCACAAACAAACAGCACUGAAAGUUCAGGAGAUGUGGCCACCUUGGAUAGCAACUCAGGAAUACCUGGUGGCACUUUAGGAGCUUCAAUGAAGAAGCCUGGCAGCAGUGUCAGCGAGUGUUACGAGUGUACCGUGUGUGGGCGGCGUUUUAAGUGGAAGCACUGCCUGCUAAAUCACCGUGUGCUGCACACGGGUGAGAAGCCAUAUGCCUGCUCCAUCUGUGGUCGGAAGUUCGCCCAGCGCACCGGCUUCCUUAACCACAAGGCCAGCCACACAGAUGAGAUGCGGUUUGCCUGCGAGCUGUGCCCGUCCAAAUUCCGCAGGAAGAUAUCGCUGGACAGGCACAAGCGAUUGCAUGAAAGGGGAGUUGACCUGUGCCACUGCCCAGAGUGUGGGAAGACCUUUCAGCGGCUGACGGCGCUGCAAUGGCACCUGAAGUGGCAUGAGAGGGACAAGCCAUACCCAUGCCACCUGUGCCCUGCCAGAUUUAUAAACAAGGCGGACCGGGACAAUCAUGUGCUAGUGCACACAGGUGAAAAGCCACACAAGUGUCCCGUGUGUGAGAAAGGCUUUGCCUGGUGGAGUAACCUGAAAAUGCACAUACGAUCUAGUCACGGCAGUGUCAGGACAGCCAGGGCAAGUGUUAGCAGCAGUGCAGAAAUGAUAUUGCCAGACAGCCCUCCAAGCCAUUCCUAGUGCACUGCAACUAAAUGUGCUACAGCUUCUCCAUGAAGGACGCAACGGUGAAAAAAAUGCCAUGGCUCGAAGCCACGUAUGGUGGCUGACCUUGGAUGAAGACAUCACUGCCGCGGUGCCAAGUAUGUAUGUCAAGAACACCAGUGCGCUUGACGGCCAACAGCUAUAACGCUGUGGCCAUUCCCUGAAGAACCUUUGGUCAAUACUUCAUUUGAACAACUGAUACCUGGUGAUCAUUUCUGAUGCAUUUUCGAAGUGGAUAGAAG
Molecule: messenger RNA, 2467 nt
Organism: Dermacentor albipictus
Lineage: Eukaryota; Metazoa; Arthropoda; Arachnida; Ixodida; Ixodidae
Product: zinc finger protein 595-like
Biological process (GO): regulation of DNA-templated transcription
Molecular function (GO): RNA polymerase II cis-regulatory region sequence-specific DNA binding; DNA-binding transcription factor activity, RNA polymerase II-specific
Source: RefSeq, a predicted model, not a curated record